AUGCGCUCCCACCUUGAUCCAAGCGAACUCGGCACGAAGCAAUACUGGGACGAAGCCUAUGCACGUGAAAUCGCAAAUCAUGCCCAGGACGCACAAGAUGAGGGCACCAUCUGGUUCGACGACAGCGGUGCUGAAGAGAAGGUCAUUGAACGCCUGGAAGCUUUGGAAGACGAGGGCCUGCUGAGCAAGGACGACUCGCGCAUUCUCGACUUGGGCACCGGCAACGGACACAUGCUGUUUUCUCUGCUGGAUGAAGAGUGGUCCGGAGAGCUAGUCGGUGUCGACUAUAGCGAUGCCAGUGUGAAGCUUGCCCGUCAGAUCGCUGCUGGACGCGAAGAGGAAGAUGCUUCCAUUCGUUUUGACGAGUGGGAUCUUCUCAAUCAACAACCUGGAGAAUGGCUGGGUGAAGGCUUCGACGCUGUCCUGGACAAAGGCACCUUCGACGCCAUCUCGCUGUCUUCCGAGACAGACGCUCAAGGCCGCCGUAUCUGCGAGUCAUACCGCGAGCACAUUACUCCUCUCGUUAAGCCUGGACAAUUCUUUAUCAUCACAUCCUGCAACUGGACUAAAGAAGAAGUCAUGAACUGGUUUGUCGCUCCUGACGGCGAGCUGCAAUUCUUCGAUGAGGCCAAGUAUCCCACCUUCACCUUCGGCGGUCAACAAGGCCAGAGCGUCUGUACUCUAAUCUUCCAAAGACGUUCGAACUGA
Messenger RNA from Aureobasidium pullulans EXF-150, 708 nucleotides. Its product is annotated as S-adenosyl-L-methionine-dependent methyltransferase. The transcript has 2 exons. The record is from RefSeq and is a predicted model, not a curated record. Gene Ontology annotation, cellular component: cytoplasm. Gene Ontology annotation, biological process: peptidyl-lysine dimethylation; peptidyl-lysine monomethylation. Bases 1 to 708 code for a protein of 235 amino acids. NCBI's taxonomy places the organism in Eukaryota, Fungi, Ascomycota, Dothideomycetes, Dothideales, Saccotheciaceae. Gene Ontology annotation, molecular function: protein-lysine N-methyltransferase activity.